ACCAAUUUGUAUGAAAAAGUCGGUGCUCGAGUCACGUUGAAUUAUUUACAGUUUUAAGAUCUAAAAACAAUUUUGUGAUAUUAUUUGAGACGUUAUUUCAACGUUCGGCAUAAUAUAAUGGAAUCUACUAUUAAGAUCAAGCAAGAACCCGGACUGAAAGCAAGGGGAAAUGCCACAAUUGCAGCGGCGACAGCACAACCUGCGAUCACGGUGAAAUCAGAACGCCUUUCAUCCUUUCGCGUUCCCAGAGAUCUUACUCUUGGGGGACUAACAAAUGGGCGUGUCACGAAACCGGUAACCAAUAAAAAGGUGUACACACCAAAUUUGAACGCGGUUAGGAACAAAGAUACUAAUGUUAAGACUGCCUCCACCGGAGCCAAGCAUCGAGUAAAGGCAGAGCGCAAUAAGGACACCAAAGGUGGUGCUAAGAACAAGGGUUCUCUUAUCCAAACAGCUGGUAUCUUUUCCGAGGGUCUUGCCCAGCGGACGCUGCAACGGUCCAAAUACGAAAAAUACAACAAUUCAUCUAAGGAACCUGGGGAAGCAAUCCGCAGACCAGUUUAUCGGACUGAAGUUAAGGUAGAUCCUGAAGAGGAACGUAAGCGAAUCUCCGAUCUGUUUGGUGAGUUGGAGAACGAGGAGAUGACCCCGGAGGAAACAAAAAAGUACGAAAGUGGUGCCAACAUGCCUGUGAAAUUGGAAAACCUGGACUACAAACUUCGACCCGACACGGUCAAAGCAGAGGUCAAAGAUGAACUGAUGUCAAAAACCGAAGCAAGCCAAUUGCUUGAUUCGAUCAAAGCAAGCGGCACACAAAAUAACUUCUUCCUGUUACAAUUGCCGGAUGCGUUACCCGGCAGAACUGACAGUGAAGUUCGUAAGACUGAUGCUUCCUCCAGCCAGCAGCAGGAGACGGACAACGUAAGCGAAUCGCCUCGCUGCACGGUCCGCGAACUUGAAGAGGGAUACGUCGGAAAAUUGUUGCAAUAUCGGUCCGGUAAAGUGAAGCUUAUCCUUGGGAAAAUGGUAUUUGAUCUAACCCUAGGUAUGGACAGCGGUUUCUUACAAGAAUUGGUAUCGAUUAACACAAAUCCUUCUGAACGGAGCGGGAACAUCAUUAACUUAGCAACAAUUAAGGCAAAACUAAAUGCAUCACCGGAUUGGGAAUAUCUUUUUAAUAAAUAA
This is a messenger RNA of Topomyia yanbarensis, 1185 nucleotides long. It is a transcript of the gene RpIIIC53, whose product is annotated as DNA-directed RNA polymerase III subunit RPC4. The transcript has 3 exons. The coding region runs from base 118 to 1185 and encodes 355 amino acids. The record is from RefSeq and is a predicted model, not a curated record. NCBI's taxonomy places the organism in Eukaryota, Metazoa, Arthropoda, Insecta, Diptera, Culicidae. Gene Ontology annotation, cellular component: RNA polymerase III complex. Gene Ontology annotation, molecular function: DNA binding. Gene Ontology annotation, biological process: transcription by RNA polymerase III.